This is a messenger RNA of Trypanosoma grayi, 2409 nucleotides long. RefSeq lists its product as hypothetical. NCBI's taxonomy places the organism in Eukaryota, Euglenozoa, Kinetoplastea, Trypanosomatida, Trypanosomatidae. The transcript has a single exon. The record is from RefSeq and is a predicted model, not a curated record. The coding region runs from base 1 to 2409 and encodes 802 amino acids.
AUGCCGCUGUUGAAGGCGUGGACAACGCUUCAGCCCAAUGGCAAGCUGGAGGUCUCGCUGAGCAAUAACUCCGGUCUUGACGCAGACGGAUGCUCCAUCAUCUUCUCGCUUCGUUCCUCCCACCCGGCGUACUUCUCGUUAGUGAGUGCAGAGCUGCCGGACGGCGUCCUUCUGCCGGGGGAGCAGCGCAGGCUUCUACUCGAGGUGGCGCCGGAGUACAUGCGGCUAGGUAUCACUCCGCAUGUGAUGAGGCCCCUGCCUGGAGCAGCAUCAACAACAACAGCAGCAGCAGCAGAGAGCGGCCAAACAACGACGGAGCUAUCGCUGUGGGCGCUUUCGGGCGGAGCGGAUUCGACGACUACUCAAAACACCGGUGCGUAUUCGAUCGGGGACAUGCAGAAGCGCCGCCGCCAACACUCCGACGCGAAUGUACUCCACGUCAGCACACCGAUCCUUAGCGGCAGCGGCAACGAUGAAAACGACAUCUCGGUCCUGACGGGUAGCCGUUCGUACCGUCAACAGCCGCAGAAGCAAGGCCCGGGCGAGGUGCGCACCAAGACGUUCAAAGAACUGGGACCGGCGCUGUCGCGGAACCAACCCUCUGCUGAUGCCGAAAGAGAUACAGAUAGUUGCCCUGAUAGAAGCCAUAGCAACCGCAGCUUCCAGCAGCGGUAUGAACUUACGCAUAGCACGUGCAGCUCCUCCGUUGUGGAACCCGUUGGGCAAAUGGGUAUGUCACACAUCGUCGAAACGCCCAAAGGAGAGGGCCAAGGUGGAGAGUUGUCGGUGAGAGCCCAAAGCAAUGCGAGGAACGUCACUUCAGCUAAUGAUCCCUUGCAAAACGACAGCAAUGGCAAUAGUGCCGAAUCACCACAGUCGGUGUCAGUGCUGGCAGCCGAGCAGCGGUACAAUAGAUCGUAUUCGGACGUUGAGAGUGUCAUGCAAUCAUCUGCUGUUGUGAGUCAAUGCACGUCUCCUCAGAGCCCAUACUUUUUGGUUUAUUAUGAACGCCUCGGCAACGAGAGCGCAUGUUUGAAUGCCGCAAACACAUGGCUGUGGUCGGAGCGGUGCAAAUACUUGGCGUGGCGAGAGAAGCUGCAGAAAAGCAGCAGCAACAACGGCAGGGGCACGCGUAUCCCACCUGUGCUCGGCGGGCCGGUAAGAUGGCUAAACAACGUAGACGUGAACAUUUACUAUGAUGCGCAAUCCAAGUUCGCGCGCAAGCCGUACAGCCGCAGCUCGGUGAAGAUGUUCAAAAAGAGCCGCCAGGGCGGUGGCUGUGUGAUGCUUCCGUGCUGCCCACGUAGCACCUUCAAGGCGCCGGUGAACGGCGGAGGCGACAAGAUAAGCCUCGCCUCCGACGUGGCGCCAACGCGUGGCUCUGUCGAGCGUGCAGGACAGGGUCUGGCCUUGUUUGAGCUCACGGACUCCCUUCGACGCAGCGUCAGCAGCAACAGUCUGCAGAUGCGCGCCGCCGCCACUGCGGCCAGCACCUCUCUGGGAAACUACAGGUCGAGUGAGCAGAUAUCGUCGUCACCGAUGUCGUGUGAGCAAUCGUUACUCAUGUCCUCGACAAGUGAACGGCUUGGCGCAGGACCGCAGCGGUCAUCACGGGAUUUUGAUGCCAUCACCUUGGCCAAGCCACAUGCUCUGGAUCCCUGUUCAUUUGGUGUUCACCAUGCCCGCACAGAGACCGAGGGAACGGUGCAGAUGUUGGACCGGACGAUCCGCGGCGAGAGCACCAUAGGGUGGAAUUCCCUGGAGAAUAGAGCGGAGGGGUUGAGUCAGGUUUCCAACGCAGCCAUGUCGACCACAGCACCACCAGCACCAGGAGUACGUGAUAGCAUUGCCAGCACCCCACUGCUGAGUGCUGAGCGACGAAAGAAUGGCCUUCUUGAAGGGUUGAUGGGGAGUUUCUGGAGCAAACCCUCGGAGAUGGACGACGCGAAGCGGCGUGUUAGUGGUGGUGGUGGUGGUGGUGGUGCGCCUGUAGUUUCAACCGCAGCAGCAGUGGAUACCUCACAGGUGCUAACGCCAGCCAUGCGUCGCAUGUCGGAUAGUAGCGUGAAUCUUGCCCGUGUACCACCCCCGGUGCCGCAGCGUCUACGGCCCCGCCCCAAGGCGUCCAUGCAGCAGAGCUGCGAGCUGAGCAUUGCGCAGGUGAGUGAUGCCUUGCGCUGUAUCGCGUCCAAGUCGGCGCCGCUGAUGCAGACGGCUAUGGGGGGCACUUUCAGCACUGUUACGUCGAGCGCACAGCUGAUUGGCGGCCUCAUUGAGGACUCCGUCGAUGUGCUGUACGCGGUUGGGAUGCCGGUGCUGCUGGUGACGUCGCUGUGUCUGCUGUGGGUAAUCUUCGCGACUUCCGGCGACGACGAUAUGUUGGGGCCCGCGCUGGAUUAUUACGCAUAG